Messenger RNA from Opisthorchis viverrini, 303 nucleotides. RefSeq lists its product as hypothetical. Bases 1 to 303 code for a protein of 100 amino acids. Lineage: Eukaryota; Metazoa; Platyhelminthes; Trematoda; Opisthorchiida; Opisthorchiidae. The transcript has 2 exons. The record is from RefSeq and is a predicted model, not a curated record.
AUGGAUGGCGCGCAUACGAAUACACCGUGGUGCAACGCAACAGGGUGCCCCUCUCUGCAGCGUGUACCCGACUGCCACACGAGGUUUUCACCCCUCGCACAUGCUACCAGAUUUGCGGAAAGUACUAGUCAUCUUCAUCCUUUGGAUCUCACCUUCUUGGAGGAGAUGAUGGCACUCAUUUCGAUGCCUUUCAUCAAGCGUGACCUAUUCGCUCUUCGGGAAUGCCGGACAACGGUGGUCGACGUAAACAUACCCCCGGACGGACGCCAAAUGCUUGUGUGGAAUGAGAGGAGGCAGAAGUAA